UCAUUAGACUUUCACCAACUCAUCAAAUAUACACAUAUACAAAAACACACACAAAAGUUACAUCUUCUUUAAUAUUUUGGACUUUUUCUUGAUUGAUCAUAUAGAUUUCAGGAAACUUUUUAUUUGGUUUGUUGGUCUCUGAUCUUUGUGUUGGAUAUUAAAAAGUUUAUAUAUACAUAUAUAAGAAGAAGAAUGGCAACAUAUGGUGGGACAACACAAAAAUGUAAGGCUUGUGAGAAGACUGUUUAUUUGAUGGAUGAACUAACUGUUGAUAAUAAAGUUUAUCACAGGGCUUGUUUUAAAUGUCACCAUUGCAAAGGCACUCUCAAGUUGAGUAAUUACAGCUCUUUCGAAGGAGUGUUAUACUGUCAACCUCACUUUGACCAACUCUUUAAAAUGACCGGCAGUUUGGAUAAGAGUUUCGAAGGUGCCCCUAAAACUGCUAGAUCUUCUGACCAGGGCCAAUCUAACAGCAGAGUAUCAAGUAUGUUUGGUGGGACUCAGGACAAGUGUGUUACUUGCAAGAAAACCGUCUACCCCCUUGAAAAGGUGGGAGUCGAUGGAAAUGCAUACCACAAGGCCUGUUUCAGGUGCAGCGUCGGUGGGUGUCACUUAAGUACAUCAGACUACGUGACACAUGAGCAUCAACUUUACUGUAAGCACCAUCACGCACAAGUCUUCAUGACAAAGGGAGAUUUCAGCCAAUUUGACAAGCAACAUGAACCACAAAACGGAGAACCAAAUGGGGUGACUGAGAACACAACAGAAGACUGAUAACCUGAUGUUUUUGCAUCUAAUGUUGUUCAAAAAAGAUAUUACAAGAUUUGAACUUUUUGACUACACGCGUGUGUUGAGUGAAUAACUUUGUCAUUUUUAAAUAAAUGUGUGUUCGAGUUGUAACAUUUUGUAUAAAACGAUUGAGGAUGUGUUGUGAUUGUGAUUAUAUGAGGCUUUGGAGUGAA
Messenger RNA from Erigeron canadensis, 962 nucleotides. Its product is annotated as LIM domain-containing protein WLIM1-like. The record is from RefSeq and is a predicted model, not a curated record. The transcript has 5 exons. Gene Ontology annotation, biological process: actin filament bundle assembly. The coding region runs from base 193 to 774 and encodes 193 amino acids. Lineage: Eukaryota; Viridiplantae; Streptophyta; Magnoliopsida; Asterales; Asteraceae. Gene Ontology annotation, cellular component: actin cytoskeleton; plasma membrane. Gene Ontology annotation, molecular function: actin filament binding.